AUGGCCGCGCCUGCCGACAACACUCCGGAGCUUGUCCGCCGCUCCAACUUCCCCAUCCCCUCCUCCAAGGGCUCUGAGACCUUCAAGUCCGUCAAGUCCAUCAAGGGCACCUUUGACGGUGGCAUGAAGACCUACGGCCGUGGCGUUAGCUGCACUGGCCAGAAGGAGGGUGGCAACAAGGACGCCGUCUUCCAGCUCGAGGACGGCGCUCACCUCAAGAACGUCAUCAUCGGCAAGGACCAGAUCGAGGGUAUCCACUGCAUGGGCUCUUGCACUCUCGAGAACGUCUGGUGGUCCGCCGUCUGCGAGGACGCCCUGACCCUCAAGGGUGACGGUACCGCCACCAUCACCGGCGGUGGUGCCCAGGGUGCCGACGACAAGGUCAUCCAGCACAACGGUGCCGGCAAGGUCACCAUCGACGGCUUCACCGUCAGCGACUUCGGCAAGCUGUACCGCUCUUGCGGCAACUGCAAGCAGAACGGCUCCAAGCGCGAGGUCAUCAUCAAGGACGUCAAGGCCUACAACGGCAAGUCCCUCGCCGGCAUCAACUCCAACUACGGCGACACCGCCACCUUCACCAACACUUGCGCUUCCUCCGUCAAGGAGGUCUGCGUCGAGUACCAGGGCACCAACAACAACUCCAAGGAGCCCAAGAAGACCCACUCUGGCUCCAGCGGCCACUGCAAGUACUCCAAGGUCUCUUCUUGCUAG
Messenger RNA from Aplosporella prunicola CBS 121167, 711 nucleotides. Its product is annotated as polysaccharide lyase family 3 protein. Gene Ontology annotation, cellular component: extracellular region. The record is from RefSeq and is a predicted model, not a curated record. Gene Ontology annotation, molecular function: pectate lyase activity. Lineage: Eukaryota; Fungi; Ascomycota; Dothideomycetes; Botryosphaeriales; Aplosporellaceae. The transcript is spliced from 3 exons. The coding region runs from base 1 to 711 and encodes 236 amino acids. Gene Ontology annotation, biological process: pectin catabolic process.